AUGGCAGACGGCGGUGAUUGUGGUAGCGCAAGCUAUAGCUCCGGUGACUGUGGCGGCGGCGACUCCGGCGGUUGCAGCAUAUCCCAUACCGCGGGUGACGGAGGUGACGGCGGCAGCUACUCAGGUGGGGAUUCGGGAACCGAUUACAUCCCACAAGGCUCCUCCUCUUCCAGCCGACCAUUGACAGCCGAGGAGCAAGCGGCAGCGGACCGCAGACUCAGAGAAAAAGAAGAAGAGUGGAAGCGUGAGAAAGCGGAACGCAAAGAGAAGAAGCGACAACGAAGGGCAGUCCGAGCCGAGACCGCUACUGCAGUCAAAGCGAAGCGCCACGAGGCGGCUAAGCUGAAGGAGAAGAUCCACUGUGGAACGACAUCCUCAGGCGAUUGCGGAACGACAUCCGGCUAUUGCGGAGCCGACUCGCGAGGCGAUACUGGAGGUGACGGUGGUGCUGAUUCAGGGAAAGAUUGUGCCGACACGAAAGACAACUCGACUGAACGCGAAUACACGUCCACUGACUUCGCCCCUGGAGCCCAGACAGCCACGACCGGUCCUUCCACUUCGUCCCAGUCGAACACACAACCCGAUACUCGCACACCGGAAGAAAUACAGCAACAACAAGAGCAGAUACAAGCGGAGGUACAAGCGAGCGUACAAAAGUGGGAGAAGAGGAAGGAGAAGACAAAGAAGUUCUUGAACAACGCCAAAACUACUGCUGGGAACAUCAUCAAAGGCAAGUUUUGA
Molecule: messenger RNA, 741 nt
Organism: Alternaria viburni
Lineage: Eukaryota; Fungi; Ascomycota; Dothideomycetes; Pleosporales; Pleosporaceae
Exons: 2
Coding region: 1-741 (246 amino acids)
Source: RefSeq, a predicted model, not a curated record